AUGGCCGUGUUUGAUGUUGAAUUUCUUACGAUUAUCCUUUCGGCGUUUGUCAUAUCGCGAAUUGACCCCGUUGUAAAUCUGCUUCAUCGCAUUCUUCGUGGACUGACGAUCUAUCUACCGCCCAGCGACGCUGCGUGCGAAGGUGUCCUAAAGCCCAUUCCGAAGAAUUGCAAAGACAAGGAUGGAUAUGUGCAGAAGGAGGUUAGCGAGGUGCCACACAAAGUGGAAGCUCUUUUGGAGCUAGGAAAACGCGAUAUAACGAGCUUCUAUAUAGAUAAAUUGAAUUAUCGCGAUCACUUUUGGUGCUUGCUCUUUUUGCUCGGAAUCUGUGUUAUAACGGUGGGAGUCGUUCUGUUCCGCAGCUUUGUGCUCGGAUAUCCGUCGUCCCACAUUUUCCUAUAUCUUCUCCUUUUCACGUUUAUUUUCUGUCUUCUCUGCCUCUACACGCUCAUCCAGAACGGAGAGAAGACCCAGGCGAGUCUCGCCCAACUCCUCUUCUAUUACAUCUUCUCCGUCAUCUUCUGCCUCUGUCUACUUAGUGUCAGCGAUCGGCUUCUCGGAAUCGAUCUUCUGUCCUCCUGGCGCCACCUCGAAGAAAAUUUUGUGGCACUUUCCCGCCAACUUGGACUUCCGCUCCACAUUUCCCUCCAAAAAGAUUUCCUCUCCGUUCUCUUCGCGCUUUCGCUCGGCCUGCUUCCCGUCUCCCUCGUGAUGUGUGCCUUCCGUUACGGAAUGCUUGUCGAGUUCGGAUCGAGAUCUCUCCUCUCCGCCGUUGCGACGCACCUUCCCCUGCUGAUUAUUUUGCUCAGCAUCCCGGCAGUCUCGUUAGAUCGCUUCGAAGGCCGCAUGAUCGGCGGUGUCCUGUAA
This is a messenger RNA of Blastocystis hominis, 867 nucleotides long. RefSeq lists its product as hypothetical. The record is from RefSeq and is a predicted model, not a curated record. The transcript has 4 exons. The coding region runs from base 1 to 867 and encodes 288 amino acids. NCBI's taxonomy places the organism in Eukaryota, Bigyra, Opalinata, Blastocystidae.